GCGCGUCCAGUGAUGACUGGGGGAUCCCGGCAAGUAACAUGACUAAAAAGAAGCGGGAGAAUCUGGGCGUCGCUCUAGAGAUCGAUGAGCUAGAGGAGAAGCUGUCCCAGUGUCGGAGAGACCUGGAGGCCGUGAACUCCAGGCUCCACAGCCGGGAGCUGAGCCCAGAGGCCAGGAGGUCCCUGGAGAAGGAGAAAAACAGCCUGAUGAACAAAGCCUCCAACUACGGUAAGAAAGUUCCUUUCAGUUACCAGCCCCGGCCUCCAGUCCCCAGAGCCAGGAAGGGUCAGAAGCCCAAGGGGCCUGACAAGGCAGCAGGGAGCAAGGGGGUUCUUUGGGAAGGAACCAGCCCCCAGAGGCUGCAGACACCCCUGCUAGGCCCAGCAGCCUGCGGGAGAGCGGGUUUGUUACUUUGUUCUAAGGGAGGAUGAGACGGCCUGUGGGUCUGUCUGCUCUUUGGGAUGAAGGGAUGUGGCUGUGGCCAGGUCUAGAAGACACUCAUUCACCUAGACAUCGGAAGUCUGCUCUCCCCACGCCCCAGCCCAGCCCAGCCCACCACACCCUCCCAGGAAAACCAUGCAGUGGAAGUGAGGGGUAAAGGAAGCUGAACCUCCCACUUGGGUACGGCAAGGGCUCCUGUGGGUGGAGCGAUGCCGCCACCUUCUGGGCGCUGGGGGCAGAGGCAGGUAGAGGCCAGGCCCGGCAGGGCGCCAGAGGGCAGCUGGCAGGCUGGUGGGCUCCCUGCUAAAGGCUGGGGAGGACCACGGUCUACAGGUGCUCCUCAGACUUGUCAGUUCUGUUCUCCCCUGGGGGACCAGGCCUGGCCAAGAAUCAGCCCCAGGAAGGCUCUAAGGGCAGGGAGUCCCCCAGAAGCACUGAUGAAUGUUGUAGGCACAGUGCACACCUGCCAGCCCUGCCUGGAGGUCAGCAUGUCUAGGCCGGUGCACCCUGGGCCCUGGACUCAGUCUGGCCUGCCCAGAGCAGCUCUGCAGGUGUCUCCUCCCACUGCCCAGCACAGACAGGGAUGGGACAUUAGUUUCCCUUCAAGUUUAGCAGUUUUCACACAAAACCACAUCACCACUCAAUUUAGCCCUCACAGAGUACCCCCUACCUGCGUGUCACCUGGAGGGGAUACUUGGAUACAAGUGUGGCCAUAGAGCAGCAGGACUGAUUUCCUCUAGAGUCAAGACCAGCUGCCUCAUGGACACAAACUGCAUCUUAGCAUCCCUAGAUUCUGCUCAACCAGGCACCCAGCAGAGGGCAGAGACUCAGGAAACACACGGCCCCACCUGGCACCUCCUCCACUGCCAAGGAGGCCCCAGGUGCCCUCAGUUUCUGGUUGGCGGAUGAGCUGCCUGGAAGGAUGAGCACCACACAGCCAGCCCCACGACAGGCCAGCAGACUCACCUGGCAAUGUCACCACCUCCUAGCUUGGCUCUCAGGUGUGACAUUUUUGGUGACUCCUCACCCACCUCACCCUCAACCUCAACCACAUUUAAAGAGCAAUAGUUGAGCAGCACUGGGCAUUGGGACUUUAUCAGGCUGGUUCUGCAGCCAAAAGGGUAUCAGGAUUUGGGCAGAUUAAGAAGGGCAGGGUCAUUUUUUAUGGGUAAGGAGGUGGCUGGAAGGGUGCGUCUCUGCCCUCAGCAGUGUGUACCCACUCGUUGGAGAGGCAGAGCAGAACAACAGACGGGCCUAAACUGCCUGUCUCAUCCCUCUUAUCCUCUUUCCUCCCAGAGAAGGAACUGAAGUUUCUUCGACAAGAGAACCGGAAGAACAUGCUGCUCUCCGUGGCCAUCUUUAUCCUCCUGACCCUCGUCUAUGCCUACUGGACCAUGUGAGCCUGGCACUUCCCCACAACCAACACUUGGUCAGGACCAAGCAGGCACUUCAAGCCUCAACAGGACCAAGGUGCUGGGGUGUUCCCCUCCCAACCUAGUGUUCAAGCAUGGCUUCCUGGCGGCCCAGGCCUUGCCUCCCUGGCCUGCUGGGGGGUUCCGGGUCUCCAGAAGGACAUGGUGCUGGCCCCUCCCUUAGCCCAAGGGAGAGGCGAUAAAGAACACAAAGCUGU
This is a messenger RNA of Nomascus leucogenys (northern white-cheeked gibbon), 2071 nucleotides long. It is a transcript of the gene CCDC167, whose product is annotated as coiled-coil domain containing 167. The transcript is spliced from 3 exons. Bases 39 to 431 code for a protein of 130 amino acids. The record is from RefSeq and is a predicted model, not a curated record. NCBI's taxonomy places the organism in Eukaryota, Metazoa, Chordata, Mammalia, Primates, Hylobatidae.